AUGGUGUCGCAACACGAUCACGCGAGCGAGCAACAUCACCCCGACGCGGCGUCGGAGAAAUCUCCGGACUCCAUCGCACCCAACAAAGACGAAGAGGAUGGACAAGGUGCCACGGAAGCACAGMCUCGCGACAAUAAUGUGCUAGAACAGUCGCAAUCAAGGGCCUCUACUGUUGGCCCUCCGCCGAAUGGCGGUACGCAAGCAUGGAUCCAAGUGCUCUGUUCAUUCUUCUUGUUCUUCAACACAUGGGGCAUUUUGAACACAUUUGGUGUCUACCAAACUUACUAUGAAAGCGGCGCGUUGUUCACGGAGUCUUCAUCAAACAUCUCAUGGAUUGGUGCUCUCCAGGCAGUUUCGGUGCUCGUGGUCGGCGCCUUCGUGGGGCCCAUCUACGAUCGCGGUCAUCUCAGACUGCUACUAGUGACAGGCACCUUCUUGAUGGUCUUCGGACAUAUGAUGCUUUCUUUGUGCACCGAGUUCUGGCAUUGUAUCCUUGCGCAGGGAUUCCUUAUCGGGAUUGGAGGUGGAUGCCUUUACGUUCCCUCUGUCGCCAUCCUGCCCACUUACUUCACGACCCGGAUUGGACUCGCGAUUGGUAUMGGUGCUAGUGGCAGUUCAAUGGGUGGCAUCAUCUAUCCCAUCAUGUUCUAUCGCUUGAUCGACCAGGUUGGAUUUGGCUGGAGUGUCAGGAUACUGGGCUUCACGGCACUUGUGACCUUGCUCUUGCCCAUCUGCUUGAUGAAGAUGCGAGUCAAGCCGGGCAAGGUUCGGAGCAUUAUUGACUGGUCUGCAUUCACGGAUGUACCUUUUGCGGUGUUCACUCUUGGCUGUGUCAUCGGGUUCAUCGGUCUAUACGUCGGGAUCUUCUAUCUGUCCUUCUUUGGUAAAUCUCAGGGAUACACUAGCACGAGUCUAUCAUUCUACCUCGUCGCCAUCCUGAACGCUGGCUCCGUCUUCGGUAGAACCUUGCCGAAUAUUCUGAGCGACAAGAUCGGGCCCCUCAACGUUAUAACACCAGGAUCCAUUUGCGUCGGAAUAGUAAUUCUCUGCGCCCUCGCGGUCAAGAAUGCCGGUGGUCUCAUUGUUAUCGUCCUCCUUUUCGGGUUCUUCAGCGGGAUCUUCAUUGCACUGCCUCCUGUGCUGUUUGUGGCUCUGACUAAGGACAAGAGCAAAAUCGGAACGCGCAUCGGCAUGGGCUUCGCGUUUUUCGGCUUCGGAGUUCUUGCGGGUGGACCGGGUGGUGGCGCGGUUCUCGGAGAAGAUGACUGGAAUGCAAUUUGGAUCUAUGGGGGAGUUAUGCCUAUUGCUGCCGGCUGUAUCUUUGGUGCGAUACGGAUGUGGAAGACUGGUGGGAAGCUCAUGGUCAAGAUUUGA
Molecule: messenger RNA, 1374 nt
Organism: Ramularia collo-cygni
Lineage: Eukaryota; Fungi; Ascomycota; Dothideomycetes; Mycosphaerellales; Mycosphaerellaceae
Product: related to monocarboxylate transporter
Exons: 7
Coding region: 1-1374 (457 amino acids)
Biological process (GO): transmembrane transport
Cellular component (GO): fungal-type vacuole membrane
Molecular function (GO): transmembrane transporter activity
Source: RefSeq, a predicted model, not a curated record